UUGCACCUUUGACUUUCUGUGUGAGGAAGCCGCCGAGACUCAAGCUCUGCUUUCAGAGUGGGGCACCUCCUGAGGGUUCCCCCCAUUCCCGCAUUUGUAUUAUUAAAGCUGCCUUCAGUUGUCUAUACCACGAGAUAAUAUGUGGGGAGCUACCACUGAAUAGCAAAUGCAUCUUACAAGAAUGUUCGCUGCCUGACAGACGCGGCUGCGGCAAUAGUUGGUUGGCUUCGUGAAUGAAACUCCUCGGGAGAGAAAGAGGAAGGAAAGGAUUCCUGCACACUCCUUCAACCAUUUGUUUCUGGUACAUCAAGUUUGCAGCUCAGCCUCCCUGACUUGGCUAAGAAAUGGAUGGGAUUGAUCUUCACAGAAUUCCCCACGAGUCAUACACUGACAGUGGAUUUCAUGGGGUGGAGUUUCUGCCCGAAGAUUUCAGAGAGGCUCCCAAUGAAACAACAAUGAGGGUAAAUGAGAAAUACUCCUCUCUUCCUGCUGAGGAGAAGGGGAUCCACAUUAUUAACAUCAGAGCCAUUGAAGAUAUAGGAUAUGUCCGCACAGAAAGCACGAUAUUAAAUUCGUUUUCUCAAGAUCCAGAUGCCAAUUGCAAGUAUGGCCUUUAUUUUAGAGAUGGAAAAAGGAAAGUGGAUUAUAUCCUUGUUUACCACUACAAGAAGUCAUCUUUCAGCAGAACACUCACCAGACGAAUCCAUUUUAAUGACUUGGGGCCUCGUAAUAUCAAACAUGAUCAGCCACUUCCUGGAAAAGGAGGGGAGGUGAACAUGGAUGAAAAGGAACCCCACAUAGACUACCAUGAAGAUGACAAGAGAUUCCGUAGAGAAGAAUAUGAAAGCAACCUUAUGCAGGCGGGUCUUGAGCUGGAAAGAGAUGAAGAUACUAAAAUACACGGGCUCGGAUUUGUAAAAAUACAUGCACCUUGGAGUGUUUUGUGUCGAGAAGCGGAAUUUAUGAAAUUGAAGAUGCCUACAAAAAAGGUAUACCAAAUUCAUCAGCCACAUGGCCUUUUGAAAAAAAUUAAUUCUGUAAUCCAAAAAAUUACAGAGCCCAUCCAACCUAAAGUGGCAGAACACAAACAACAGACAGUGAAACGUCUAUCUUACCCCUUCUCUAGGGAGAAACAACACUUAUUUGACUUGUCUGACAAAGAGUCCUUUUUUGACAGCAAAACUAGAAGCACCAUAGUUUACGAAAUACUGAAAAGAACUACCUGCACCAAAGCUAAAUACAGCAUGGGGAAAGGAGAGGGAAGAAAGACGGAAACUGCCCUUUUAAAUAAAAGGCGAAAGUGUGAUAAAUACGGGAUCACCAGUCUGCUUGCCAAUGGCGUUUACAGUGCUGCAUAUCCCUUGCAUGAUGGUGACUAUGAAGGUGAACAUGUUGAACCCAAUGACAGAAAACUCCUAUGUGAAGAAUGGGCAAGCUAUGGAGUUUUUUACAAGUACCAGCCAAUUGACCUAGUAAGGAAGUACUUUGGUGAGAAGAUUGGAUUGUAUUUUGCCUGGCUGGGAGUUUAUACUCAGAUGCUCAUUCCAGCUUCCAUCGUAGGGAUUAUCGUGUUCCUGUAUGGUUGCGCAACAAUGAAUGAGAAUAUACCAAGUAUGGAGAUGUGUGACCAGAGAAACAAUAUCACCAUGUGUCCCUUAUGCGACAGAACAUGCAGCUACUGGAAAAUGAGCUCUGCUUGUGCCACAGCUCGUGCAAGCCAUCUAUUUGACAACCCAGCAACUGUCUUCUUCUCUGUCUUCAUGGCUUUGUGGGCUGCCACAUUCAUGGAACACUGGAAGAGAAAACAGAUGCGGCUGAACUAUAGAUGGGAUUUGACUGGGUUCGAAGAAGAGGAAGAGGCAGUCAAGGAUCACCCAAGGGCUGAGUAUGAAGCUAAAGUAUUAGAAAAGUCACUAAGGAAAGAAUACAGAAAUAAAGAGAAGGGUCAGCAGUUGCCAGAAGAGGCAGCAAACAAAUGGCGACAAAGAGUUAAGAAAGUCAUGGCUGGGGUGAAAUUGACUGAAAAAGAAAAAUUGACAUGGAAAGAUCGUUUUCCAGCAUACUUUACAAAUUUUGUGAGCAUUAUUUUCAUGAUUGGGCUGACAUUUGCAAUUGUUUUUGGGGUCAUCAUAUACCGAAUCUCCACUGCAGCAGCUUUAGCCAUCAAUUCAUCUCCAGCUGGCCGGUCUAAUAUUAGAGUAACUGUAACUGCAACUGCAGUAAUUAUUAAUCUGGUGGUGAUAAUAAUAUUGGAUGAAGUAUAUGGCUGCAUAGCCAGAUGGCUGACCCAGAUUGAGGUUCCAAAAACCGACAAGAGUUUUGAAGAACGUUUGAUUUUCAAGGCCUUCCUUCUGAAAUUUGUCAAUGCUUACACUCCCAUUUUUUAUGUUGCUUUCUUCAAGGGGCGAUUUGUUGGACGCCCAGGUGACUACGUCUACAUUUUUCAUUCUUUCAGAAUGGAAGAGUGUGCUCCUGGGGGUUGUUUAAUGGAAUUGUGUAUACAACUCAGCAUUAUUAUGUUGGGCAAACAGCUGAUUCAGAAUAAUCUUUUUGAGAUUGGCAUCCCAAAAAUGAAAAAAUUGAUAAGAUACUUGAAACUGAAACGACGACAGCCUGUAGACUAUGAAGAGCACAUGAAGAAAAAACAGCGCUAUGAAGUAGACUAUAACUUAGAGCCUUUUGCAGGCUUGACUCCGGAAUACAUGGAAAUGAUCAUCCAGUUUGGAUUUGUAACCCUGUUUGUUGCAUCCUUCCCAUUGGCUCCCUUAUUUGCACUGCUGAACAACAUCAUUGAAAUACGUCUGGAUGCAAGGAAGUUUGUUACUGAGCUUAGGAGGCCAGUUGCAGUUAGAGCCAAAGAUAUAGGAAUAUGGUAUAAUAUCCUCAGAGGUGUAGGAAAACUUGCUGUGAUAAUAAAUGCAUUUGUGAUCUCAUUCACAUCUGACUUCAUUCCACGCCUCGUGUACCUGUAUAUGUACAGUGAAAAUGGCACCAUGCAUGGCUUCGUGAACCAUACGCUAUCCUAUUUUAAUGUCAGCGAUUUUCAAGAAGGAACAGCUCCUAAUGACUCUAUGGAGCUUGGCUACCCAGUCCAAAUAUGCAGAUACAAAGAUUACCGAGAACCCCCAUGGUCUGAAAAUAAAUAUGAAAUUGCAAAGGAUUUCUGGGCUGUGCUAGCAGCAAGAUUAGCAUUUGUCAUAGUGUUCCAGAAUUUGGUCAUGUUUAUGAGUGAUUUCGUGGACUGGAUUAUUCCAGACAUUCCCAAGGACAUUAGUCAACAAAUUCAUAAAGAGAAAGUUCUUAUGGUGGAGGUCUUCAUGAAGGAAGAACAAGGAAAGCUGCAGUUGCUAGAAACCUGGAGAGAUAAAGACAAAAAGAAAGGUGAAAACUGUAAUAACCAUAGCCCAAGGCCAUCAGUAAGCCUUAGAGGGAGUGUGUCUUCCUGUCAUUCGUGCCAUGUUGAAGUGUAGAAGAGGAAGUUGUUUUCCAUUGGGGCAUUCCAUUCAUAAGCCAUUACUUAAAAGGAUAGAACUUGAUUCUUAAACAACCUGGUGCAUGUUUAAGCAUUUGCAACCAUUUUGCUUGUAUCUGUGUGAAAAACAAUGUUUGUACACAGAUGGAGGACCAUAUUCUGUUUUUUACAAGAUGGGGGGGUUUUUUUGCACAACAAGUAAUGCAGGGAUUUUUUUACAUAUUAUAUAUAGAUAUAUUAUCUAUAUUUCAUGGUUAGCUUCUAACUAUCACUGUUUUUAUAUAAAAAGCAGCUAGGUUUCAGUAGGCUGUUCUCUGAGAAUUUUAUUUUAGCUUCUUUACUGAGAAACAACUGAAGGAAAACAUCAAAUUGCAAGUAUUUUAAAAAUUAGUUCCCCAUUCCUGAGAAGUUGUUUGGGAGCCUUAUAGUCAAUAAAACCAAAUAAACAUGUAAUUGGGCAUGCAUCUUUGCAAGAUUGUGGUAGAAAAAUGCUCAACUUUGAACUAGCAGACUUUGUAAAAGGAGAAAUCCUUUUACAUUUCCUGGGUUUUAUAUGCUGUAUACUCUGUUGUUUUUUUUAAGUAAAAAGAGUGGCAGCAUUGUUUCAUUUUUCAUUUUAUUGGAAUCUCUAGUUAUUGGUAUAAUUCCUCAAUUCGGCUGACUUCAUUCAUAAUUCCAAAAAAAUGUUCAGAGCAAAAUUAUUAAGUUUAUUACUGCAUCCAAGAGCAGGUCACUUAAAUAACUUUCAUUUCUUUUUAUGUAAGAGAUGAAGAAUUUGUGGAAGGGCGGUUGUUGUUCUCCGGCCGUGAAAGCCUUCGACAAUACAUUGUGGAAGGGCAUUUAGUUUAGUAAUGCAGAGCAUCUAGUGCACAUUCAAAAGGGGUUCCAGAGGACAAGAUGGAAUAUUAGCAACAGCACAACUUCCCCAAGCACUGAAGGGCCUUUUUUAAAAGUGCCCUGAACUAAAGAGCACACACAGAGCUACCUGCAACUUGCACUGCCCAUCAUAGACAAUAAUAUCUUAUUACUGAAG
Molecule: messenger RNA, 4505 nt
Organism: Eublepharis macularius
Lineage: Eukaryota; Metazoa; Chordata; Lepidosauria; Squamata; Eublepharidae
Gene: ANO1
Product: anoctamin 1
Exons: 28
Coding region: 345-3470 (1041 amino acids)
Biological process (GO): chloride transmembrane transport
Cellular component (GO): plasma membrane
Molecular function (GO): protein dimerization activity; chloride channel activity
Source: RefSeq, a predicted model, not a curated record